Messenger RNA from Puccinia graminis f. sp. tritici CRL 75-36-700-3, 336 nucleotides. RefSeq lists its product as uncharacterized. The transcript is spliced from 2 exons. The coding region runs from base 1 to 336 and encodes 111 amino acids. The record is from RefSeq and is a predicted model, not a curated record. NCBI's taxonomy places the organism in Eukaryota, Fungi, Basidiomycota, Pucciniomycetes, Pucciniales, Pucciniaceae.
AUGCGCCCCCCGCAGCCUGAGACUUGCGAUAAGUUCGUCUCUCACGUCGCUCGGAGAUGUCGGGGAGGUCCUUCGCGACUUGGGCGGAACUCGACUGAUCCCUCGAGGCUCGACCCGCGGGCCUUUGUUGAGGCCCUCGCGUGCCCUUCGAAGCCAGUCGCGAACCUGCCUCGAGUCGAAACACGUGGGGACGCUGCAGUUCGCCGGCCCCGCCCACCUACUCCUGACGGAGGUGAGCAAGAUCUCGACAAUCCGGACUUAGUUUUCCAGCGCGAUGCCCUCGUUGCAAACGCCCGUUUUGAACUGGUGCUUCGUUCGCUUUCUGAGGGCUUUUGA